UGUUAUUGCUCGCCUGGUAUCUGCUCUUCCUUAUCCGCGGCCCUGCGCCGGCCGAUAAGUGGGCCCAGGCGGACUCGACAACAUAUGUAUAUCAGUGAAGGAAGGCAACGAUCUGCUGCGGACGCUGAGUGCCACGACAUUUUGGUUUUAGGGCACGUACAUAUAGAAACGGUCUGAAAGGACUUAAACCUCGACCGCUAGAUCAGCCGUGUCCCUGUGGGGGAAAUCUUCGAGACCGGCAUCAUCAAGAUGACGAUCAAGGUGGCUGUAGUCGGAGCCGGCAUCAUUGGCAUGACAACGGCUGUCAGGACACUGGAGACCGUCGCCCACGUCAGUGUCACCGUCAUCGCGGAACACUUUACGCCGCACACCACCGGAGACGUGGCAGCAGGAUUCUUUAAGCCUUACUCUGUCAGCGGUGUCUCUGACGAGAAGCUCAGAGACUGGUGCAUAGAAUCCUACAACUUUUACAAUCAGCUCCUACACUCGGAAGAUGCACCUCGACUUGGUUUGGCCGAGAUGCCAGCCUAUCACCUGGAAGAAAGCUGGAACCCAAGACCAAAGUAUGCUGACGCUUUUCCGCUGUGGCGUGACCUCACGGAAAAGGAACUGGAAGCAUUUCCGAGCAAAUACAAGUACGGCUCUUACCUGAUCUCAAUGAUAAUUGAGUGUAAAAGGUUCCUGCCUUAUCUAAUGCAAAGAUUCCAGAAGAGGGGAGGCCGCUUCCUUGAACGAAGACUGGAGAAUCUCGAAGAGCUUGGCCUUGAAUAUGAUGUAGUCAUGAACUGCACUGGACUUGGAGCUUCGAGGAUUUGUCCAGACACGAAGGUUCAUCCUGUUCGCGGACAAACAAUCAGGGUUCAAGCACCUUGGAUCAAACAUAUCGUGAUUGGAGGGACGGAUUUCCACGUAAUCCCAAACAUAGAUGACGUCAUGCUGGGAGGCACAAUUGGUGUUGGGGAAUAUUCUUUGAUCCCUGACUCUGAAACCGGAAAGAAGAUAUGGAAAGGUUGCUGCGAACUGGUGCCAAGCUUGAAGCAUGCCAAUAUUAUUGGAGACUUCGUUGGACUUCGACCGGGAAGGGACCCGCUGCGGAUUGAACGCGAGAACCGUAUUGUCCAGGACGGCAGUAAAACGGUAAGAAGUUCACUCCGCCAUAUUUCACCGCUAAACCUAGGGCGGAAUGGCCAAAAGUAGGCACGAGCUGGCAUA
This is a messenger RNA of Ixodes scapularis (black-legged tick), 1212 nucleotides long. RefSeq names its product D-amino-acid oxidase. Gene Ontology annotation, molecular function: D-amino-acid oxidase activity; FAD binding. NCBI's taxonomy places the organism in Eukaryota, Metazoa, Arthropoda, Arachnida, Ixodida, Ixodidae. The record is from RefSeq and is a predicted model, not a curated record. The transcript has 11 exons. Bases 250 to 1197 code for a protein of 315 amino acids.